AUGAGUGGUAUGGAAUUUUUCCCAAAUCAAUACGCAUAUGAUAACUCUGGUCAACAGAGUAACAACAACAAUCAUAACAACAACAACAAUGCAUCACCCUAUGGCAAUGUAUCAUAUGGUAAUAUGGGCAAUAUGAAUAGAUCUACACCAUCAGGUGAUUCAUUUGAUGAUGAAUUACCAUUACUUGAAGAAUUGGGGAUCAACUUUGAUCAUAUUAGAUCAAAGACAUUAUCAGUAUUAAACCCAUUCAAGAAAAUAGAUUCACAUAUCAUGGAUGAUACAGAUUUAGGUGGACCAAUAUUCUUUGAUUUAGUAUUAGGUUUCUCUUCUUUAAUGAGUGGAAAAGUACAAUUUGGAUAUAUUUAUGGAUUAGGUUUAAUUGGAUGUUUGGCCAUGUAUGUUGUAUUGAAUUUAAUGAGCGAAAAUGGAAUCGAUAUGUAUCGUGUCGUUAGUGUAUUGGGUUAUUGUUUAUUGCCAGUUGUUAUUCUUUCUUUUGUUAGAUUAAUUAUUGAUUUGACAGGAAUGGUUGGAUAUGGAUUAAUAUUUUUGGCAAUCUUUUGGAGUACAUAUUCUGCGUCAAAAAUGUUUGUUAAAACGCUUACAAUGAUAGAUCAAAGAAUUUUGGUUGCCUACCCAGUAGGUUUAUUGUACACUGGUUUUGCUUUAUUGGCUGCUUUCUAA
This is a messenger RNA of Cavenderia fasciculata, 681 nucleotides long. It is a transcript of the gene yipf5, whose product is annotated as Yip1 domain-containing protein. The record is from RefSeq and is a predicted model, not a curated record. NCBI's taxonomy places the organism in Eukaryota, Evosea, Eumycetozoa, Acytosteliales, Cavenderiaceae. The coding region runs from base 1 to 681 and encodes 226 amino acids. Gene Ontology annotation, biological process: endoplasmic reticulum to Golgi vesicle-mediated transport; vesicle fusion with Golgi apparatus. Gene Ontology annotation, cellular component: membrane; trans-Golgi network. The transcript is spliced from 4 exons.